This is a messenger RNA of Apis florea (little honeybee), 9353 nucleotides long. RefSeq names its product nucleosome-remodeling factor subunit NURF301 E(bx) (gene E(bx)). Gene Ontology annotation, molecular function: RNA polymerase II cis-regulatory region sequence-specific DNA binding. The record is from RefSeq and is a predicted model, not a curated record. Gene Ontology annotation, biological process: regulation of transcription by RNA polymerase II. Lineage: Eukaryota; Metazoa; Arthropoda; Insecta; Hymenoptera; Apidae. Gene Ontology annotation, cellular component: NURF complex.
AAAUUAGAAUUAUAGUGGUGUCCUCUAUCGCAGCUUCUUUAUAACUAAGGAUAAAUCUCUUGCGGGUAACAGCGAACUCGUUCGAUUACACAUAUGAAUUAAUUACAUAAUUUGUUUGAGAUAAAAAGUAUAAUUGAUCAAAAUAAAAAUAACUGUAAAAAAAACGGGAAGUAAAUAAAGAAAACAAAGCAUGUUUAUCGGAAGUGCGGUUAGAAUCGCGUUCUUCCAACCGCGCAUGUCGCCACCUAUUGUUGAUCUGACAGGCUCUUGUGUAGUUACGGUGAAAGCGAUUGGAUCUUCUGUACGUUUCGUGAGAAAUUAAAAAGCGAUCAAUUUGUUUUUACAUUACAUGAAUUCCAUUGAAACUCAGUCAAGAAGAAUGUAUCAAGCUACAGAUUGUUCUAAAUAGGAAAAACGAAAAUUUCAUCAAAGAUUUUGUCUACUUUUCGAGUAGAUGCGUUCGAGGCCAGACAUGGCGGCGAUCCGAUGAACCAAUUGCAGCAGCGCUCUCUUAGAGGAUCAGAUAUUGUAAAUUCCCCUUACAUUCGCAUCAGUGAAUGAUUCUGUACUUAUUUUGGUCGUUACUGGUAGUAAUACAAGUUCUUAACAUUACGAAAAGGUGAUUGUCGUUCGCCGACAGAAAAGUAGAAGACACGCAAGAUCGUACGAAAGGUUGAUCAUGAAAGAAUUGUGUUUGGUCACGUGACCAUAGCCGAAAAAUGGCGCAAAGAUCAGAGUACAAACAUGGGUUCCAUUUCAUUGCUACGGUGUCAUUUGUAUUUGUUUACAAGCGCGCGUUUUCACAAACCACGUGUUAAGUAAGUGCCAUUUCGUUGACAGUGCGUGACGGACAAUGACGGGGAGAGGAUCGAAGAGACGGGGUCGACCCCCGAAAUCGGUGGUCAUGGAAAGACCAAAAAAGUUUCAAUAUCAUCUUAUGAAGAAACCAAAAUAUUUGCAAAACAAGGGUUCAGAAACGCCAAAUUCACAACCAAGUACACCGACACCUUCGAGACCAUCAUCGCCAGUCGAAAGCGAAGAAAGCAGACGAAGUACACGAAUUCGAAAAUCUCGAGGACCCAGAGACAGACAUUCGCGCAAAGGUGGUCACUCGAGUUCAGGUGCAUAUCAACGCCGAGGUUACAAUCCUAAUGUUGAUUAUCAUGAUUCUGAAUACCAUUAUGGGUCGGAUUUUGGAGAUGAAUCUAGUGAAAAAAGUGAAGUUGAAGAGGAUCUCUUGCAAAGCGAUGUAGAUUCAUCUGAAAGUAUAGAAGAACCUGAUCCUUCCAGUGACAGUGAUUUUUCCCUCUCCAGUUAUAGUACUACUAGUGGCACACCCCGUAAAACACUUCUUAGUCAACAAAGACCACCAAGUCCAGAACCAUUAUGGCUUCAAAAUAGAGAAUUGCCAUCAUUAAAUUUACCUAAAUCAUCUGAUGACCUAUUAGUUCCCAGAGAACUUGUUAUGCCAUGUUUAUCCAUUUAUGAAGUAUUGAGACACUUUCGCACUUUAGUACGUCUUUCAGCCUUCAGAUUUGAAGAUUUCUGUGCUGCACUUAUGUGUGAAGAUCAAACCAAUUUGUUGGCUGAAAUACACAUUAUGCUUAUUAAAGCACUUCUUAGAGAAGAAGAUUCUCAGCAAACACAUUUUGGUCCUUUAGACCAAAAAGACUCUGUGAAUGUUAGCUUAUAUUUUGUGGAUUCUAUGACUUGGUCAGAAGCUUUACGUUCUUAUGUAGAAAGUGACAAGUCAUUUGAUCAAAAUAUUUUACAUAUUUUAUCAACAUGUGAAUAUCCUUUUACUUCUGUAGAAGAUAGAAUCAAGGUGCUACAAUUUUUAACAGAUCAAUUUUUAAUUACAAAUCCAGUAAGAGAAGACCUAUUGCACGAAGGAAAUAUGCAUUAUGAUGAUCACUGUAGAGUAUGUCAUCGAUUGGGAGAUUUAUUAUGUUGUGAAACAUGUCCAGCAGUUUUUCAUUUAGAAUGUGUUGAACCUCCAUUAGUUGAUGUUCCUACUGAAGACUGGCAGUGUAGUACAUGCAAAGCUCACAAAGUUACAGGAGUUGCUGAUUGUAUACCUGAUGUUGAGAAAAAUGGUUCUCUUUGUCGUCAAGAACAUUUAGGAUUUGAUAGACAUGGCAGAAAAUAUUGGUUUCUUGCAAGAAGAAUUUUUGUUGAAAGUGAAGAUGGUGAAGUUUGGUAUUAUAGUACAGCUUUACAAUUAGAGGAAUUAAUGCUUUGUUUAGAUCGCAAUGAAAUGGAAGUUGCACUUUACCGAGAAUUAUCAGACUACAAAGAUGAAAUUGUAAGACAAAUGGAACUUACAGAACAAAUUACUAAUCAAUAUAAGGGUAAUAAAAAAUCAUAUCUAGAAAUCGAAAACAGUCUUAUACAAAAAUUACAAAAAGAACGUCAAGAAAAACAAGAAAAAGAAGAAGAAGAAAAAAAAGAGAAACAAAGACAAGAAGCUGAAGAAAUGGUACGGAGAAUACAUGAAGGUACAGAUUCUCUUGAAGAACAAUUAUCAGCAGUCACUGAACAACAGGAAAUAAAGACAUCUGAAGAUUCAAAUACGAAAGAAAAUACUCAAAAAAUAAUUCCAGAAAAUGUAGAAAUAGAUAGUAUAGAUACUAAUUUAACAGAUGGGGUAAAUAAAGAAGUCAAAGCUAAUACAUCAUCAUCGUCAUCUGAAGAAAUAGAUGAAGAGAUACUUGAAGGGGAUGAAAGUAUCUCAAAAAUUGGUAAAGAUGGGAAAAAACACACUAUUGUAACUAGAUCAAAAACAGGAUCUUUACAACCUAGGACAUUUAAUAUGGAUGAUCUAAAAAAACGUAGUACUGGACAACUCUCAAAAGAAGAGUUAGAAAAAUUAGAUAAAAGUUUAAAAGAAGAAGGAGAUAGUACUAGAUUAACAAGACAAAAAGCUCAUCAAAUAGCUUCUGGUACGCAUUUAUUUAAAUUGGGAAUGGAUAACAACUUUAAAUCAUAUGUGAAUCAGUACAGUACUAAUCCUAUUGCUUUGAAUAAGGCCCAACGAAACGAAGAACGUGACAAAAAGAGACAUUUAUCACACAAAUUUUCACUUACACAGGCUUCUGAAUUUAAAUGGGUAGGAAGUUUGACAGGAACUCGUGCUCUUUUAGUAAGCACACUUCGUCAGACAAUUCUUCAACUCGAAAGCAGCAUUCAAUCUUCAUUUAUGCAUACUAAUUGGCCUCUUUUACGUAAACCUUGGACUACAGCAGUAGGUGCUUGUGUUAAUCCAAGAGAUUUUGCUCGUGCACUUAUUGUAUUACAAGCAUGUAUUAAAUCAGUAGUAUUUGCUAGUGUAUGGCACGAUCAACUUGGUCAUGUAAAAUUACAAAGGGUAACGGCUCUUGAACGAGAAGAAAAGAAACGUCAAGAUAAAAAAGAUAAAAAGGAAAGAGAAGAUGAAGAAGAACGUAAUCGUUUAUUUAAUUUUGUUAAAUAUACAUUAGGCUUAAAACAUCAAGUUUGGAAACAAAAAGGAGAAGAAUAUCGAGUACAUGGACAAGGUGGUUGGCUUUGGGUAUCUGCCAGUCGUCGCUAUAGAUAUUCUGAUAUGUCAAAAUUAGGUCUUCGAAUAGGCCCACAGAAAAUUAUGGUACAAAUUAAAGAUCAAGAAGGAUUAAAAAUUUUAGCUUUAGAUCCUCCCACAUAUGAUUUUUUGAUAAAGGAAUAUUGUUCUAAAAAAGAAGAAAAUAAUAUGAACAUAAAAAUAAAAGAAGAAAUUAAAGAAGAAGAAAUAUCAAAGGAUACAUUAACUGAUACAUGUAUAAAACAAGAAUAUAAAGAAGAAGACAUAAAAAAAGAAUCAGUUGAAGAUAAACAAAAUAAAGUAGAAGUAGAUACAAAAACGGAAGAAACAAUAACAAAAACAGAAUCACAAUUAAUUAAGCAAGAAACAAAAAUGAAUUUAUCAUUUUUAGCUGGUAUGAAAAUCAAGAAAGUUUAUACACCUAUAAAAGAAUUUGAAGAAAUUGAUAUUACUAAGGCAUUAACAACUAAUGGAAGACUUCAUUAUCCAAAAAUUGCUAAAAAAACUAGAAUUGAUGAUUUCCUAGCACGUAGAACACAUUUAAAACUUUUAGAAGAAAGAAGAUUACUACAGACUGAAAAAUCGAAAGAAUUGUUAAAUCAAUCAGCGAAUCAAAAAGAUGGAGAUUCUGAAGUUGAUAUAGAAAAUAAUGAAGAAAGUGAUACAGAUGGAGGUGAUAAUUCUUUACAAAAUAUUCUUACUGGAAAGCAGCCUAAAACUAUAUCUACAUCAGCUAGAGAAAUGUUAAAUGUAAUAGGAAAGCGAAUUCAACAUGUUAAAGCUCAAUAUGCAAGCAUAAUGAGACUUAAUAAAAAUGGCAGUUGUUAUUCACGAUAUUGUAAUAUGACAACACUUCCGGGAAAGAUUACAACUGCAACACAAAGUUUAACAUCUACUUGUUAUUCUCCUAUAUGUCUUCAAAAAGCAAGAUUAAAACUUGAUCUUAUUGCAUUGUUAAGAAAAGCUAAUGCUUUGAAUAAUAAUCAAUCAUUGAAUUUAUCAGUUGGAACAAAUACAAUGCAAUUAUCACAAGCAAAUUCAAAAAUAGAAGGAAAUGAUGCUAAAGAUGCAAUCAGAAAAGAUUUAGAAUCUGCAGUAGCAUCCGCAACUCAUUGUACUGAAGAAACACCAGCUACAAAUGUAGUAAAAGAUGUUUCACCUCCUACCAAAAAAAUAAAAGUUGAACCUAAUACGACUUCUACUAAUGAUACCAGUUCAGGAUACAUUGAUGUAGUAACUACUACAAAUAACAUAGUUACUACAACAACUGUAACGACAACACAACAAACUAUAAAAACAAUCGAUGGUAUUGUACAAAGUAUGCACGAAAGUACAAGUUCUAAAAAUUCAGUUACAUUUUCAUCUGAAGUUAAAACAAGUGUAGGGCAAAAGACAAUGAUUGUUAAUCGAAGAGGAAGAACAGUGCAAAGAAGUACAAUGGCUAAAGAAUUAAAUGCUGAUGGCACAGAAAGAAUAUAUUCUACUACAUCAACUGAAGGAAAAGUUUAUUUGAAAAAAGUUGCAAUUUCUUUGGCUGAUAGAAAAAAGAAACGUACUCCAGUUAAAUAUCCCUUAUGUUCUACAUUUUGUACCAAAAAUAAACAUCGUAGUAUAUUGGUACUUCCACAACAUGAAUUGCGUAAAUUAGCUAGAGUUGGUGGUCGAAUACAAGUUCAAGGUUUUCAUCAAAUGGCUAAGGCAAAUAUGUCAGUAUGGCCAUAUCCUUGUCCUAGACCAUUAUUUAAAACUUGUUGGUUAUACAGAACAGUUGGCAUAAAAUCAUUAGCCGCAGCAGCUCUUCAAUUAAGAAUAUUAUGGGCAUGUCUUCGUUGGGAUGAUAUGGCUGCAAAACCAUUAUCUACAGAUGGCAAACAUCAAAUUACAACUGAUACAGAAAUUAUGUCACUAGAAAUUCUUAAACAUCGUCAUGUUGGUCAAUUUUUAGAUAAAACACAAUACUUACGAAGAAAAGUUGUUAUACCUUUAGAACUUCCAAAACAAGUUAGAGAAGUUACAUCUAUAAGAAGUGGUUUAAGAAAAAGAAAACGGCCAGAAUCACCACAAAGUACUGAACCACAAGUUACAGAAGAAUGGGUUGAUGAAGAUAAAUUAGAAUUAUGGGAAAUUAAACAAUAUGGUGAUAGGUUAGAGAAGGCUAAUGCCCAGAUUAUUACUAGGAGUCGAUCGGGACAGCCACAAUCAACAGUUGGUUCUAACCGAAAUGCAGGAUCAAAUUCUGGUAUAAAUGACCAACUCGUUAGUGGUAAAGCAACACCUGAAGAAAUUAAAGAAAAGAUGGAACAACAAUUACGUAUGCAAAGAGCUGCUCAUCAACAAAAAAGAGCAUUAGAAACUUUAAAAAGUCCAGCUAGUUCUGGUUCACCUACACAAGUUGUAAAAGUUACAGCUAAUUCUGCUCAUGAUGGAACAGUUAAAUUAGUUUCCAAAGUUGCGAUACCAGCCAAUCCAAAUAGUGGGACAAAAUCACAGUUAACUUCUCUUUUGACGACACCUACACAAAAUAAACCUUUUAUUAGUACAAAACGUAUUUAUAUGGCAAAAUCAUCUCUUGGAACAACAAAAGUUGUUUCUGGACCUACAAGUAUUUUACCAAAAACACAACUGCAAACUGGAGGUCAACAGUCUUUAAUUAAAGUUUCUGGUCAAGCAGGACCUAUACAACAAAUUCAACAAAGAGUACAGAUUAUAAGAGGACCAGAUGGAAAACUUCAAGUUCGAGGUUUGAUGCCUGGUCAGCAAUUAGUUCAAAUGCCUGAUGGAAAACUUCAUGUGUUAAAUAAUAGUCAAGCAAUUACUACUCUUGCACAAACUGGAACAACUACGCAAACAAAAACAGCUACAACAACAACUGCAACUAAAGUGACUACAACAGCUAAUUGUACUACUAAAACUAGUCCAUCUAAAACAUCAACAAAUAUAACGCAACAAGUACAAGCUCAGCAAUCACAAGCUCAAUCUCAACAAGCAAUUCAACGUUCAUCAGGAACUGCCUCAGGAACAGUAACUAUUGCUACUACACCAGCACAACCUACAAAAAAUGCUAUUGUAGUAGCUAAUACUGGACAAAUUGUACAAAGUGCACAAGUAAUAUCAACUGGUGGUCAAGUCAUUAGUGGAAAUCAAAUAGUGGUUACUAAUGCUAAUUUAGCUCAACAGCUUGCAAGCGGCAAAGCUCAAUUAACAACAAUUGGUGGUCAUCAAGUAGUUAUUCGUAGUACUCCAACAGGCAAUCAAAUUGUUCAUUUGAAUUCGACAAAUAGUGGUAUUAUUGUAAAAAAUACUGUCACACCAACAAAACAAGUUCCUGUAUUGCAAUCUACUCAAUCAGCAACAACAAUAGGAGCACAAUUAACUGAUACAACAAACAAUAAUAUUAAUAAUAAUACAUCGACGAAUGUGACAUCGACUACUAUCACAACUGCAACAAAUCAAACAUCCAAUACUCCAGCACCUGGAAGUGUAGAAGCAUCUUUAUUAGCUGGUCAACCACCUGGAACUGUUAUUAAAUGUGUUACUGCUCAAGUUAUACAAACUACUCAAGGUCCUCGUAUAGUAUUACAAGGUUUACAAGGUGCAGAUUUUACUCCUCAACAACUUAUAAUGGUACAACAACAAGUUAAACAACAAUUACUUAAAGCUCAAGCUACAACAGGCAAACAAGGAGUAUUAGGACCUACCAAAAUUUAUUUAGCUGUUCAACCUGCACCUAACAGCCAACAAUCAAUUCAGAGUUCUCAAAGUUCUACAACAGCAAAUACUCCCGCUACACCGGCAACAAAACCUCAAAUUGCACAACAACCAGUUGUUUCUCCACCAGCAGCAACUGAACCUCAAACAGGAAAUGAAAGCAUUCCAGAACUUCCAUCAACAGCAACAUCAAGUUCUCCUGAAAAACCAAAAGUAGUUGUUCAGCAAGUUGCUCAACCUAAUGUGACUACAGAAGAGGAAUCACAAAAAACAAAUGUAGCUAAUGGUCAGCAACCUUUGCAAUCUUUAAAAGAAGGAAACGAUUCUUCGGCUAAUAAAUUUAUUUUAACACCUGAUUACAUACAACAAACUAUUAAGAAUGCAUUGAAACAAGAAAAUCUUAAUCCGGAAAUAGAAGAAAAAUUAUUGCAAUUGCAACGAUAUCAAGAGAAACAAAUGAAAGGUGGUGUUGAAAAUUCAGCAACUAAUAAUCAAACUCAUACUACACCUACAAUUACAACUCCGCGUAUGCCAUCUCGUAAAAGACCGGCACCCUCUAACAUUCCAACAACAACCUCAUCUACAAAUAUACAAUCAACAACAAACGAUAAAGAUACUGAUUGGUCAGAAACACCCAGAAAAAAGCCUACAUUAAAACAAGAAAGUCGUGAAAUUCCAAAAGUACAAAAAAUUGAACCAAUAGAGAAUGAAUCAACUCCACAAAAACGAGCAGCAAAGCCAAAAGACAGUCAAGAACAACGGAGGAAACAACAAGUUCAUUCUCGAAUGCAAGUCUUAUUAUUUAGACAUAAAGAACUACUUAAAAAAGAUAUUAAAAAAAGAGCAUUACUUGAAAAAGAAUUACAAAUAGAUAUUCAGAAAGAUUUAUCGGCGGAAUUAGCUUCGAGAACAAAAGCAGAAAGACACAAACAAGAUGAAGUAAAAGUAGGAAGUGCAAAACGUAAAGCAAAUGCUCAAAUGGCUCAACAAGUUAGUCCUCCUAAUAGAGGUGGAAGGCCAAAGAAAUAUAAGGCUCAAGGAAAUAAUACUACACCACCAGGAGCUUCAACAGCACCUACUACGAAUAGAAUCAAAAAAGAAAAAUUAUAUUGUUUAUGUAGAACACCAUAUGAUGAAACAAAAUUUUAUGUGGGAUGCGAUCUCUGUAACAAUUGGUUUCAUGGAGAUUGCGUUGGAAUCACAGAAGAAAUGUGUAAAACUCUUUCAGAGUUCGUUUGUACAGAAUGUAGACAUGCAAGAGAUACACAAGAGCUAUAUUGUCUAUGUAAACAGCCUUAUGAUGAAUCUCAAUUUUAUAUUUGCUGCGAUAAAUGUCAAGAUUGGUUCCAUGGUCGAUGCGUGGGUAUUUUACAGUCUGAAGCAGACAAUAUUGAUGAAUAUGUUUGUCCAAAUUGUCAACGAAAUUCUUCUGUUAACUUUGCUAAUAUGAAAAAUCUUAACGCAAAAGAUCUUGAUCUUCUUAAGAAAUUAAUUAAACAAAUACAGGCACACAAAAGUGCUUGGCCGUUUAUGGAACCAGUAGAUCCAAAUGAAGCACCAGACUACUAUAAAGUUAUAAAGGAACCGAUGGAUUUACAAACAAUAGAAUUGAGGAUAAAUGAUAGAUCUUACAAGAAAUUAAGUGAAUUUAUUGGCGACAUGACAAAAAUAUUUGACAAUUGUCGUUAUUAUAAUCCGAAAGAAUCACCUUUCUUUAAGUGUGCAGAAUCCUUAGAGACUUAUUUUGUUCACAAGAUUAAAAGUUUAAGAGAGAAGUUUUCUGAAGGAAAGUAAGCAAUCAAAAAAAGAAAAAAAAAUAAGAAAACUGUAACUAUAAACGAGUGGAAGUGCUAAGCAUCAAUGGUUAAUUUGUGCAACAACAGAAAUGAUCUGUGCCAGUAGAAAAGAGACAUUCAAAUUAGCCAUAAGUAUGUAAGAGUAGGACAUAUAUAAGUUCACUAUUUAUUAGAAUUGUGUGAACAAUUGAUUUGCCUUCGUAAAAGCGAAUUUUAUUUGAAUAAUGCCGUAAAGAAUUUUGAACCAGAACUUAUAAUUUAGCCUUAGAAUACAUAUAAACUCUAAUAAA